Bombina bombina (fire-bellied toad) is the source of this 3196-nucleotide messenger RNA. RefSeq names its product p21 (RAC1) activated kinase 3 (gene PAK3). The coding region runs from base 236 to 1942 and encodes 568 amino acids. The record is from RefSeq and is a predicted model, not a curated record. Gene Ontology annotation, molecular function: ATP binding; protein serine/threonine kinase activity. Gene Ontology annotation, cellular component: cytoplasm. Gene Ontology annotation, biological process: regulation of MAPK cascade; regulation of actin cytoskeleton organization; protein phosphorylation. The transcript is spliced from 15 exons. NCBI's taxonomy places the organism in Eukaryota, Metazoa, Chordata, Amphibia, Anura, Bombinatoridae.
AGCAGUCUGCCAGCCAAUCAGCUGUGCAGAAAGACGAUGACAUCAUGGGCUAGGGAACAGCAAGGAGGCAGCUGAUGCAUCCAAGACACUAAUGUUAGCUCUGGAGGUCAGGAUGGCAGUUCUGCAGAUGGACUAAGCUGGGGUUUCCCUUUCAUUAGAAACACUCACCGUGGAAGGGGCACAGAGGGUGCAGCAUGCCAGGGUGGAUGCCAGGAGGCUGUGAGGACUGCUGAAGAUGUCAGAUAGUGUGGAUAUUGAAGAAAAACCUCCAGCUCCCCCACUGAGAAUGAACAGUAACAACCGCGAUUCUUCAGCAUUGAAUCACUGCUCCAAACCACUUCCCAUGGCCCCCGAAGAGAAGAACAAGAAAGCCAGGCUGCGUUCCAUCUUCCCUGGAGGAGGGGAUAAAACCAAUAAGAAGAAAGAAAAGGAACGCCCAGAGAUCUCGCUCCCUUCAGAUUUUGAGCACACAAUCCACGUUGGAUUUGAUGCUGUCACAGGGGAAUUUACUGGAAUCCCAGAGCAAUGGGCAAGGCUACUGCAAACCUCAAACAUCACCAAACUGGAGCAGAAGAAGAACCCUCAGGCUGUGCUGGAUGUCCUUAAAUUCUAUGAUUCCAAAGAGACUGUGAACAAUCAGAAAUACAUGAGCUUUACUUCUGGAGAUAAAAGUGCACAUGGUUACAUAGCUGCUCACUCUAUGAAUGCAAAGACUGCAUCUGAGCCUCCGCUUGCACCUCCCGUAUCAGAAGAGGAAGAUGAAGAAGAGGAAGAGGAGGAGGAUGACAACGAGCCACCACCAGUUAUCGCCCCUCGCCCAGAACAUACAAAAUCAGUGAGCACUAACAGCCUCUACUUGCCGCCAGUUAUCGCCCCUCGCCCAGAACAUACAAAAUCAAUCUACACUCGAUCUGUCAUUGAACCCGUUGCCAUACCAGCACCAGCUAAAGAAGCCUCUACAUCCCCCGUGACUACCCAGCCAGAAAACUCAAGCACGAGCACUUUGUACAGGAAUACCGACCGGCAACGCAAAAAAUCCAAGAUGACAGAUGAAGAAAUACUUGAGAAACUAAGAAGCAUAGUCAGUGUGGGGGACCCGAAAAAAAAAUACACACGGUUUGAAAAGAUUGGCCAAGGGGCUUCUGGUACUGUGUAUACAGCAAUAGACAUUGCUACAGGACAAGAGGUGGCAAUAAAGCAAAUGAACCUUCAACAACAGCCUAAAAAAGAAUUAAUUAUUAAUGAGAUCUUAGUCAUGAGGGAAAAUAAGAAUUCCAACAUUGUGAAUUAUUUAGACAGUUAUCUUGUUGGGGACGAACUAUGGGUAGUUAUGGAGUACCUUGCUGGAGGUUCUCUGACAGAUGUUGUUACAGAGACGUGUAUGGAUGAAGGACAGAUUGCUGCAGUUUGUCGAGAGUGCCUACAAGCCUUGGACUUCUUACAUUCAAACCAGGUGAUUCACAGGGACAUUAAAAGUGACAACAUAUUGCUUGGCAUGGAUGGAUCUGUAAAACUCACGGACUUUGGCUUUUGUGCUCAGAUUACGCCUGAGCAAAGUAAACGUAGCACAAUGGUGGGGACACCCUACUGGAUGGCACCUGAAGUGGUGACAAGAAAAGCAUACGGCCCUAAAGUGGACAUUUGGUCUCUUGGGAUCAUGGCCAUCGAGAUGGUAGAAGGAGAACCUCCUUACCUUAAUGAAAAUCCCCUGCGGGCAUUGUAUCUGAUAGCUACCAAUGGGACGCCAGAACUGCAGAACCCAGAGCGACUGUCAGCCAUAUUCCGAGACUUCUUAAACCGAUGCUUAGAGAUGGAUGUAGACAGAAGAGGCUCAGCCAAGGAGCUGUUACAGCAUCCAUUUUUAAAACUAGCCAAGCCUUUGUCUAGCCUGACUCCAUUGAUCAUAGCAGCAAAGGAAGCCAUUAAGAACAGCAGCCGCUAGCCACACAGCUUACAAGUCUGCGCAGGAGAACACAGAACUCAGCAAAAUCUGAAAAAAACCUCAUCCCCUUGCGCACAAGGAUUAACAAUCUUAUCAGUCGUAGGGUGACAAAGCCCAACAUGAAGCACCUAUGAAAGUGUCUUCUUUCUGCCCUCUUGGAUUCCUUAAACUCAUUUUAUUUCUUUUGUAAGUCUGCAAAACAGUCUGAAACUGGUGCUGAGCAUCUACAUCCUGAUUAUGUGCAGAAACUUUCAUUAGAUGGGGUUUAAUUUCAUAACAGACGGUUCAUUUUCUGGUUUCUUGUUUGAUUUGUAUUAAAAAGAAGAAAAAAAAAAACUGAAAAAAGGUUCUGCAGCAUUUUCAAACAUGCAGCAAAUUCAUCUACAGAUGACCCCUUGUGAUUCAUAAUGAUCCUUUACCCCUAUGCACUCAUACUCCUCAAGGUGUCUCCGUCUACCUGGUUUCAGUGCAGGGUCUGUUUACAUAAAUGAAGGUUACAUUUGCAUGAAAAGCAACCAUUCCUCAUCUGGACUUUACAACUGAUUGUCUGGGAUACACUACAGCCGUAAGAACAGCAAUUCCAUCAUAUGGCAUGAUGCCUAAAAACCCUUUUAUUGCCAACGGAGACUGGAGCACAACGCUUUGCGUCUUACUGCAGUUGGGGGGGUUGGCCGUGUUUACUCUUGACAAAGAUUAUUAGUCUUCAACUACAGGAUUUUUUUUUUUCUUUCUUUUCCUUGGUUUACCGUGUCACUUGGUUCCUAGAUUUGCUGUGAUCACACAGUUUCUUUAAAAUCGGGUGUUUAUAAUAAAACAAAUCAUUCUGCAGUGUCUUAUUGGUUCCAGUGUAGGUCUGCAGCUUUGAUUUUCAAUUAGUGACUGCAUUUAAAGGGUCAGUGUUGUAUCACUAGAGAUUUAAGGAAGUUUGGAUCAUAAAAAGGGACACUUGGCUUUUUACUAUGAAGUCACAUUGAGGGUCCACAGUGGUCUGUAUAUCAAUCUAGCCACUAAAUUGUAUUAUUGCCUUUAUAAUUGAUUACAUUAAGAGUUUAACAUAACUAUUACAUAUAAAUUGGGUGACUAUGAGCUAAUCUUUGAAAAUUCAAAGGGAAUUACCUCCAGUUCAAUGGUAAUCUCAUUGUGAUGUAUUUGUGAUGUGCCUCAUAGAGAAAUUGCAUUUUUUUGUUCUGUCAAUAGGCCCAGAUUAGAAAACCAAACAAACAAAUAAAAAAUAAAUAUGUUUUGUUAAUAGUA